AGGAAGACGGACCAAUCAGAAACGUCGAACGCGGCGCACGCGACCGUCUCUUCGUUGUGUGAACCGUGGCCCGGUUUUGACGUCGCGGAGCCGCAGCGGUGCUGCUGUAGUUUAGGGGUUAACGGCUCUCGUUGUUGCGCACGGAUCAUGGCGACGGCGCUGCAGCAAGUGCUGGAAAGGAAUGAGAUAACCCGACUGACCAAAGCCGCCCAGAGCAAGCUCGAGAGGUUCCUCACGGGGAAGCAGGCCGAGUUGGAGUCGCUCAGGACCAACCAUGAGAGCUACAAGGCGGACUGCGAACAACAAGCAGCCAACACUGAAAAUAAAUUGGUGGAGUUGCAGGAACAACUUGUGUCCAACAGUAAAGAAUGUGAAACGCUUAAAGAGGAGAACAGCCGACUCGUUGAAGAACUCAAGAAGCUAAAAGCAGCUGGUGAUGAUGAAGAAACAUUGCAGCAGGAUAAACCUCCAAAAGCCAAAUAUGAAAUUGAGGCAGAGAACAGAGAGCUCUCUCGCUUGCUCCAGAAGAAAGCACAAGAGAUGGAAAAUCUUACUGAGAACUAUAAUCGUAUCAGUGAGAAACUGGAGGAAACCAGCAAAGUGAAGAUGGAGCUUCAGAUGAAACUGGAUGAGCUCCAGUCAUCUGAGCUCUCAAUACAGCAUCGGGAAAAGCGAAUGGAUCAAGAGAAGGAGCUUCUUCAGAACCAAAAUGCAUGGUUAAACUCUGAGCUGAAAAGCAAAUCUGAGGAGCUUCUCACGGUGACUAAAGAGAAGGGAAUAGAGACCUUGCAGCUCAAGUGCUCUUUGGAGACCAAGACUGAUGAGGUGAUCAGACUUCAGGAGGAGGUCAACACACUCAGGAGAACAAGUGAAAACAUGCAGAAGAUGACGGAGGACCUGAUGGCCAAGCUGAAGGAGGAGAAAGAUCAGUGCAUUGUCAUGGAGGAAAAAUAUCGCAAUGAGCUGAAUGCAAACAUGAGACUCUGCAAUUUAUACAAGAGCGCAGCAGCCGACGCUGAGGCCAAGAACGCGGAACUCAACAGAGGUGUGGAGGAGCUCAACAAACUGCUAAAGAACGCAGUAGAAACUAACAAAACCUCUGAGAAGAAACUCUCUGAGCUGGAGGGUUCACAGGGUACAGUAAAAGCCGAGCUGCAGGAGAGGAUUAGUACUUUAGAGAAAGAGGUGGAGAAUGCCAAUACAUGCCUUGCAGACUUCAAGCGGAGAGGAGUUCCUGCUCUCACUGAAGAGGACCUGACCAAGUUGUCUCCAACUGCAGCUGUAGUGGCCAAGAUUGUGAAACCUGGCAUGAAGCUUAUGGAGCUGUAUAAUGCAUUUGUGGAGGCUCAGGACAACCUGCAACUGGAAAAGAUGGAGAACCGCCGAAUCAACAAGGCUCUAACUGAAGCCAGAUCAGAGACCGAGCGCAAGACGUCUGUAAUGAAGAGGCAGAGGGAGGAGAUUGAGAACACACAGAAGUCCAUGAACAGCAUCAGCUUGAAACUUGAGCAAACCAUGAAGGAGAUGAAUAAACAACAGGAAGAAACGAAUGAGGUGAAUAAGCAAGCCUCGUUGCUGGAGAAAGAGAAUCAGAGGGCACGGAAACAGAUAGCAGACUUGUCUCAGCAGGUGCGUGUGUUGCUGGUGGAGCUGGAGGAGGCGCGAGGGACCAAAGUAGUACGAGAUGAGUUGAACUCCGCCGUAAGCAGCAGCUCUGAGAUUCAAGGCCAACGCCAGGUUGCGUUCCGCAGUGUGGAGGAGCUCCAGCAGCAAAACCAGAACCUCCUCAUCCAGAUACGUGAGCUGGAGGAGCAACAUGAGAAGAGCACAACUGAGGCCAAGAUUGCCAGGCAGACAGAGUUCGAGCAGAAAUUGGAAAAGGCACAUAAGGAGUUGGAGCUGUUUAAGGAGCAGAGAAACCAGCAGAAACAAGUGGCUGACUCGGCCAUGAGGCAGAGAGACAUGUACCGCAUCCUGUUACAGACGGCUGGGGUAGACCUUCCUCCACAGAGCUCAGAUUGUGGCACAGAGUCUUCUACCACUAACAAACCUGUGGUUACACCUACUCGAUCUGCAAUAAGCCAGUCUGUAGCUUCAGAGGUAGCCCAGGCCAUACAGGCUAAAGUGGCUUUCAAACAGCUAAAUGAAGCAUUUGCAACCUAUAAGAAGGAGAAGGCAGAGAAUGAUAAGCUUCUGAAUGAGCAGAAUGAGCGUCUGCAGUCUCAGGUUUCUGACCUGAUCUCCAAAAAGGCCAAAAUCUCCUCUCAGCUGGAAUUUGCUUCUAAGAGGUAUGAGAUGCUUCAGGAAAAUCUUAACAGCUACAGAAGAGAGAUUAACUCCCAGCGGGAGAAGAUUCAGAAGCUCUCUUCUACGUCUCAGAAAUAUGAGCAGAUCAUCCACACUAUGACGCAGGAUCUGCGGGAAGCCAACGAGAAAGUAGCAGUGGCUGAGAUACGAUGUGAGAAUCUGCGUAAGGAGCGUGACAUGUUGAAGCAGGUGGAGAGUCGACUUUACCAGGAGAAGGAGUCCAUUCUGGCUGAGCAGCGUGGACAGAACAUGUUGCUAUCCAACUUAAAGUCCAUCCAGCUAACGAUGGAGCGAUCUGAGGCGGAUACCAGGCAGCGCUAUGCUAACCAGAUAACGCAUCUGGAGAAGGAGAUUGCACAGAUGAAGAAGAGAGUUGAACAGGAGGUAGAACAGAGGCAUAUGGUGGAGCGCAACCAAGAUGUACAGCUGGUAGAGGCCAAGAAGCAACUGGCAGCGCAGAACGCUCUGCACCAGAAGACCAAGGAGCUUCUGAAGAGCACUGAGCAGCAGGUUUCCACUCUGAGACAGCAGCUGAGCAACUCUGAGAAUCUAAACAACAAACAGCCUGUCAAAGUGUCAUCCACUGCUGAAGCUUCAGGUGUUCCUGAGCAGGAGGUCGAAGAGUUGCGUUCACGUCUGCAGCAAACCGAGGAUCAGAACUCGGAUCUGCAGGAGCGCCUGAAGAGCGCACAGAACAAUCUAGAAGAAUACAGGACUAUGGUGCUCAGCUUGGAAGAUUAUAUCAGCAAGGACAAACAGGCACUUGAGGAGGCACGAUUAUCCAUUGAGAACCAACUGAAGGAGGCCCAGGAGCUUAACAGGCAGCUGGAGGGCCGGAUGGCUGAGGCAGAAAAAGAGAAGCAGGAGCUGCACGAGGAGAAGCUCAAGGCUGUGGGGAAUGUAGAGAAACAUGUAAAACAGCUGAAACACAGUUUGACCGAAAUGCAGACAGAGUUACAAGAUGCACUACAGAGAGCAUCAUCUGCUGCAGCCAAGGAGCAACAAGCCACACAGGACAGCCAGCAACAGGCUAAGCUGGCUAUAGAGGCACAGAAUAAGUAUGAACGGGAGCUCAUGCUGCAUGCUGCCGACGUUGCGGCUUUACAGACUGCUAAGAAACAGGCCCAAGAGGUAGCAAAAAGCCUCAAAAUAAUGGAGGAAAAGCUUCAAAAGUCCACUUAGCUCCAGCAGGGCUGUAUAGCCUGGGGACAGCAAGAGAAAAGCCUAAAGGAGGAGCUGGGGAAACAGGAGCAGCAACUACAAGGCUUUCAGAAGCAGAACAAAUUGCUCCAUGAACAGAUCGAACAGUUGGGUGUUAAAAUGGCUGCCACUGUUCAGGAGCACGCCACCAGAGAGGGCAUUCUAAACAUUUCUUUUAACGAGGAGGACAAAACUCAAGAGCAGAUUCUUGAGAUCCUCAGGUUUGUGCGUCGGGAGAAAGAGAUCGCUGAGGCUCAGUUUGAGGUUGCUAAGGUAGAAACACAGCGCUACCAACAGCGCAUGGAGCACCUUGAAAAAGAGCUGAAGGAGGUCCAGGACAGUUUGACAGCCGAGACAAACUACAGGUUGGAAGCCACAUACAUGAAUACAAAGGCCAUGGCUCAGCAGGAGGAGAAACUGAAAAGGCUAGAGAGUUUGAAUGCUUUGACCGAGACCAACAAGAUGCUUAAGGAGGAGAAGAACCGAUUGGAGCAGGAGCUGCAGCAGAAUCGUGCCAAGAUGCUUAAGCUAGAGGCAGACAUGAGGCCUCUGCAGGAGAGCAACGCAGAUCUGAGUGAGCAGAAUGGCAUGCUGCAGGCUGAGAAGCGACUUUUAGAGGAGGAUGUCAAACGCUGGAAGAAUCGCACUCAGCAACUGGUGAGUCAGCAGAAAGAUAGCAAUCAGGAGGAAAGUAAGAAGCUUCAAUCGGAGAAAGAGGCCCAAGUCAAACGCAUCCAGCAGCUCACUGAGGAGAUUGCCAAACUGAAGAGUGAGCUGGCCAGGGCGAAUGCAUCCAUGUCUGCAUCACAGAGUCAGGGUCAGAACCUGAGGGAGAAUCUGGGGAAGCUCACCUCAGAGAGAGACAAUCUGAAAAAGGAUCUGGAAGCCAAGGCUCAAGACAUUCUGGAGAAGCUCAAAACCAUUACACAGGUCAAGAAGAUCGGCCGCCGCUACAAAACCCAGUACGAGGAGCUUAAGGCCCAGCAUGACAAGAUGGUUGUAGAAUCAGCUGCAAAACCUGCACAAGCUGAGCAAGCAUUGAUUGAGGCACAGCAGGCUUCAGUGCAGGAGAUCCAGACCCUAAAAGCAUCCCUGAGCCAGGCCCAGAGUAGAACUACGGACCUAGAAGCACAGGUGGAGAGCAUGCAAAAGGCGGCAGGAGAGCGGGAGGCUGAGCUGAAGCGUCUUCAGGAGCAACUCGCUCAGAUUCAACCAGAGCUGACGCGUCUUCGUACAGAGCUUCAGGAGAAGAGCAGUCAGGAGGAACAGCUAAAACAGCAGAGUGCUGAGAAAGAGGAAAAGACCAAGAAAGCCAUUCUGAUAGCAAAGCAGAGGAUCAGCCUGCUCAACAGUGCAAAAGAGAGGCUGACCAAGGAGAAUGAGGAACUGAAGCAGCAGCGAGAGGAGUUGGACGUGAGGAUGAGUGCGCUUAAGUCUCAGUACGAAGGGCGGCUUAGUCGUCAGGAACGAGAGCUGAGAGAGUUGCGUGAGCAACAGGAACGACAUGGAGAACAACGCGAUGAGCUCCUGGAGCAGGGUCCAAACAAGGCUCAGGAUCAGCAGAGGCCCUCUGAAAGCAGACAGAUCACACUUAAAUCCACACCUGCUGCAGACAGAGGAAGUGCCAGUGAGCCACCUACAGCUAACAUCAAACCCACCCCUGUAGCUGGAGCAUCCGGCAAACCUCCUUCAAUUCCGGGCAGCAAGGCCACACCAAGAGCAAGCAUCAGACCAAUGAUAACACCUGCUACUGUUCCCACACCAACGCCGACUGCCACAGUCAUGCCCACAGCACAGACGGAGAUGCAGGAGGCAAUCCCUACUGCUCUGCAGCCAUCGGAGACUCCGGUAGAACACGUGACUGUAUUUGGUAGUGGUUCUGUUCGUUCCACCAGUCCAAAUGUUCAGAGCACUCAGUCAAUCAUCACACUGCAGCCGAGCCAAGCCACAGCCUUUGUCCAGCCCACACAACAGCAGUCCAGUCAAGAACCAGCAGCGCCAAUGGUGGAGGCAGUGCACAGCUCUCAGAUGGAGAGACCGUCCACGUCGACUGCUGUGUUUGGCACAGUGUCUGCGAGUGCAGGGUCGUCUCUGCAGAAGCGUGUACGAGAGGAGGAGCUGGAAAGCACCACUGAGGUGACCGAGAGCACACAGGAUGACCUUAAUGAUCCCCCUGUGGCGAAGAAGAUCCGUGCCGGAUUGGAGGAGGAUAUCGGCACUGAGGAGAGUAAUGAUGCAGAAGCUGAAGCUCCUGAAAUUACACUGGAAGUCCCAGAUGCUAGUGAAGAUGGCUUCAAUGUAUUAGGUGUCGAAGAGACCUUGUCUCCAUCUGUUCCUUUGGAUCAAGUGAGCGAAUCUCAAGAAUCAGCAUUUGAGCACAGGCAUGAUAUCAUCGUCAUCGAAACAGACAGCAAUAGUGAUGAGGAGGGUGUAGAGGACGCUGGGCAGGAGUACGGAGAGGAGGAAGAGGAUGAUGAGGAUGAAGAUGAGGGAACGAUGGCAGAGGGAGAGGAGAGUAAUGAAGGCAGUGGAGAUGUCAAUGAGCCAUUUGAGGGCGAGGACACCGAGACAGCUGAGGCCACCGAGCCGGGCACUGAGAAUGAGGAGAGUCAGGGACCAUCAGAAUCCACCCAGAAGCAUGCUGAUUCUCAAAGUAGUGGUGAAGCAAAUGUCAGCACCAUGGACCCAUCUCCUGCAGUAGAUCCCAUGAGGGAGGUGCAGCCUUCCCCCAGCACAACAGGUACCUCCUGCAGCUCCUUGUCCUCCCAAGUGCCCCGACUGCCCCAGUCACCUCGCAGACCACAUCAGACACCCCCACCUCGCCUCAACAUCCACCCCGUCCCUGAACUCGGGCCCCCACUCAUGCAGAGGCAGGCAGGCCAGACUAGACGCCAAUCAACGAGCCGUGUGCCCCAGCUCACGCCAGGAAUAGGAAGCAUGCAACACUUCUUUGAUGAUGAUGACCGUAUGGUUCCCAGCACUCCAACUUUAGUGGUACCUCAUCGAAAUGAUGGUUUUGCUGAAGCUAUACAUUCUCCUCAGGUUGCUGGAGUCCCACGGUUCCGUUUCGGUCCUCCAGAGGACAUGAUUCCUCAGACAAGCUCAUCUCACUCAGAUCUUGGUCAGCUAGCAUCUCAGGGUGGUUUAGGCAUGUAUGAAAGUCCUCUCUUUCUGGCUGCUCAUGAUGAUGAAUCUGGAGGCAGGAGUGUUCCUACCACACCUCUGCAGGUCGCAGCUCCAGUGAGUGUUUUUGCUGAGAGUCAGCCUUCGGAUGUGUCUGAGCCAGCAUCACAGUCUGUCCCGAUGGUCAGCACAUCCACAUCAGGUCUGACUGGACAUGGAGAAGCUGUUCCUGGAGAUGAUGCUGAUGAUGUCUUCAUGGCAGAAGCAGAAAGUGAAGGAACGAGUGGUGAGGCAUCGUUGGAGAGCCAGUCUGAACUAGAGCCUGCUCAGCCCUCUGAUGAUGCAAGCCUCCCUUCCACCAGCCAAGAGCCAACCUCCAGCUCUGCUCCAGACACGAGCAGCAGCCAGCAGCCCAGGCCUGCCGAGAGAGCUCGCAGAGAGAGUGCCCAGCCCCCACGCAGAGCCCAGCUUAUCAGAAGAGGUAUGGGCUAUCCUCGCGGUGGCCGUGGCCGAGGGUUCAACAGGGGCAUGCCGUUCUGAUCAGUAUUAGUUGUGAAAUCGCUCUAUUAUUUCCAUCCAAACAUGUUAAAAGAAAUACAGCUACGCACUCAGUGUACCGAUUUUCUUUUGUAAAUAUUAUGACUUUUUUUAUGUUCUGUAGUUAGGUUCUUUUUGCUUAAUUGUGAUUUUCAAAUUGCUAUUUUUACUGUCUGAAUGAUUUUUUGCUAAUAAUGAAUAAAGCUGUUCAGUGUUAUUUGGUAAUAAAAAGUGCUUGCUGAUGAAUGGCAAGCUUUAGGGUUUA
Messenger RNA from Silurus meridionalis, 7432 nucleotides. It is a transcript of the gene tpra, whose product is annotated as translocated promoter region a, nuclear basket protein. Gene Ontology annotation, cellular component: nuclear pore. Gene Ontology annotation, biological process: protein import into nucleus; mRNA export from nucleus. Lineage: Eukaryota; Metazoa; Chordata; Actinopteri; Siluriformes; Siluridae. Gene Ontology annotation, molecular function: structural constituent of nuclear pore. The record is from RefSeq and is a predicted model, not a curated record.